Dryobates pubescens (Downy woodpecker) is the source of this 2159-nucleotide messenger RNA. It is a transcript of the gene HHATL, whose product is annotated as hedgehog acyltransferase like. Gene Ontology annotation, cellular component: endoplasmic reticulum. The record is from RefSeq and is a predicted model, not a curated record. Lineage: Eukaryota; Metazoa; Chordata; Aves; Piciformes; Picidae. Gene Ontology annotation, molecular function: acyltransferase activity. The transcript is spliced from 11 exons. Bases 246 to 1757 code for a protein of 503 amino acids. Gene Ontology annotation, biological process: negative regulation of N-terminal protein palmitoylation.
UCUCUGACAUCCUGGCUCCUGGGUGGGUUUUGCAGCAGGACUCAGCAGCAGCCUCUUUCCCCACCCCUGAGCUGUGACCUACAGUUCAGCCUCAGGUGUCACCUUCUGCUUUCCACCUCCCAGCCUUCAAGGAAGCUCACAGAGCAGGAGGGCAGGUGAGCUCUCAUCACUGGUUUUGUUCUCUCUCCUUCUUCCUUCUCCCAGGUCUGGAUCCCUCACACUGUUGGGGAAGGUGAGCUGCUGCCAUGGGGGUUAAAGCAGCACUCCCCAGCUACGAGCUGGGGUUCUAUGCUCUCGUGGUGACGUGUGCUGUGGUCUACAGUGGCAGUGGGAUCUUCGAAGCAUCCAGAGACAGCAUGAACAGGAAGGCUUUCCGGGACGGCAUCAAGCCAGGCUGGCACUACUUCGGCAGGAAGAUGGAUGUGGCUGAUUUUGAGUGGGUGAUGUGGUUCACCUCGUUCAGAAACGUCAUCAUCUUCGCCCUCUCGGGACACGUCCUCUUUGGCAAGCUCUGCUCCAUGACCCUGCCACAGCACCGGGCUGUGAUGUACAUGCUGUAUGGGAUCUCGGCUGUGCUGGGCAGCAUGGGCCUUGUCUACCUGAUGAUCAUCCUCUCCCACUGCCUUGUCCUCUACUCUGUUGCUCUGGCCAAACAGAAGUGGCUCUGCUACGUGGCUGGACUCUGCUGUCUCGCCUCCUUCAAGGUGGAGCCAUUCAGCUCAUGGCAGAGUGGGUUUGUAACAGGAGCUUUUGAUCUUCAAGAUGUCCUCUUCUACGGAGGAAGCUGCUUCACUAUCAUGCGCUGCAUGAGCUUUGCACUCGAGAGCUCUGAGAGGGAAGAGGGCAUCUACUCCAUCUUUGACCUCCUCAAGUACAACUUCUACCUCCCAUUCUUCUUCUUCGGGCCUGUCAUGACAUUUGACCAGUUCCAUGCCCAGGUGAGCACCACAGAGCUAAGACGCAGGGAUGAUGAGCUGAAGAGCAUCCGGGUCCAUGCCCUUCUCCACGUGGGGGCCAUCAUUGCUGUGGACAUCUUCUUCCACUUCUUCUACAUCCUCACCCUCCCCUCCGACGUGAAGUUCAUGAACCGCCUCUCAGACUGGUCCCUGGCUGGCUUGGCCUACUCCAAUUUGGUGUAUGACUGGGUGAAAGCUGCUGUCAUGUUUGGUGUCAUCAACACCAUUGCCAGACUGGACCACUUGGACCCCCCCCAGCCCCCCAAAUGCAUCACCAUGCUCUAUGUCUUUGCAGAAACGCACUUUGACAGAGGGAUUAACGACUGGCUGUGCAAGUAUGUGUAUGAUCACAUUGGAGAGAACCAUGACAGCAUCAUAAAGGAGCUGGGCGCCAGCGUUGCCACCUUUGCCAUCACCACCCUGUGGCUGGGGCCCUGUGAGAUUGUUUACAUCUGGUCUGUCAUCAACUGCUUUGGCCUCAACUUCGAGCUCUGGGUGCAGAAGUUCUUCCAGCAGAGGUUCUUUGCCAAACUGGAGGCUAAGCUCCCAGAGGGCAUGUCUCGGCGGGUUAGGGCAGCUUUUGGGGCAGUGAAUUUCUGGGCCAUCGUCCUCUACAACAUCCCAGCCCUCAACAGCCUGGAGUUUGCUCUGCUGGUGACCAAGAGACUCCUCCUGACAGGCUUCCCUGUCAGCACCUUGUCCAUCUGGUUCAUCACAUACUGUGGAGUGCAGCUGAUCAAGGAGCGUGAGCGUGUCCUGGCCAUCGAGGAGGAGAGGAUUGACAAAGCAAAGGUGGAGUAGAGGAAGGCAUCAGCAGGCUUGUCCCAUAGCCUCAGCUCCCUUCCAGCCACUGCUGCCAGGCCAGCCACUGCUCCAGGGCUCUCCAAGCACUCCUGACAAUCAGACUGCUGUAGCUCACCCAUGUAGAAGUCACCUGGGAAGCAAAGGUCGCUCUCUUGCUGCAGGAAAGAUUCUUCUCUGAGACACAGCAGGCUUUCCACAGGCUCCCCUUGCAUGACAGACUGCUGAGGCAGGCUUCCAGGAUGCUUCUUUAAUGCCAGAAAGAACCAUCCCCAUCAUUUUUCUGAUCCUUGGACACCAUGCAGGCCUGGAGAGUUUUCUCCCUGCUUCCUGUAACACUUGGUCCACCAACACUUGGCUCUCGUGCAGGACCUGUAGCCCGUGUCUCCCAGGGGAGACUCU